AUGGCGACCACCAUACCCACAAUGGAAAUCAACAAGCUCGCCGCCGGGGUCAAGAUCCUCAUGCUGGGAACCGAGAUCCUGAUCUUCCUCAGCGCCGGCGACCUCAUGGCAAGCCCGAUCACCCCAUCCGGAACCCCUCGAAUCUCAGUGCCACUCAACGAACUCCCAGAUUACCUUUCGACGAGAACCUUCGUCUUCGAAGGCCCAAAGGCCCUCGAAGCAUAUUUCUGCAACACUGGAUCAACCCAUCCAAAAGCCACCAAACUUCGACUCGUCCCCAUGCAUCAGUUCAUAAAUAACCCACUCCCAACGGUGAGCCUGGACGGAUUAUCCGGUGAAGGAUGGACUCUUCAUUCCCCCGACCAGCCGCCCGAGGUACGCGAGUUCUUCAAGGCGAUGCCGUUUCCAUACCCAAGCCUUGAGUGGGUUUCCAUCGACCAGAUUACCUACCCCGAGGGACAGGAGUUCAUUACGCUUAAUUCGGAUUGGAGGGCAGCUUGUCGGGCUGUUCCGAAGGGGCACAAGGUGGAAGAGAUCACGUUUGAUCUGGCCGGAUCAAAGAAGCUCAAUUCAAGUUAUGUCUCUCGUUUGGUGCAGCUGGUGAGCACUAUUCUUGCUGUCAAGGCUGCGGGUCCAUUCCGCUGCCGACUCCGUGAUGAUGAUCCCUACCAGUACAAGGACCGUGUGACGGGUGCUUUGGCCAACAAUGGGGUUUCUGGUUAG
Molecule: messenger RNA, 723 nt
Organism: Penicillium mononematosum
Lineage: Eukaryota; Fungi; Ascomycota; Eurotiomycetes; Eurotiales; Aspergillaceae
Exons: 1
Coding region: 1-723 (240 amino acids)
Source: RefSeq, a predicted model, not a curated record